Molecule: messenger RNA, 331 nt
Organism: Dentiscutata erythropus
Lineage: Eukaryota; Fungi; Glomeromycota; Glomeromycetes; Diversisporales; Gigasporaceae
Source: the annotation of a GenBank genome assembly
GAAGGACUCUUCAGAAAGUAAUAAUAGAAAGAAACCCAAGUACCACCAUACUAAUCAGGCUGAAGAAACUGUUUCUACAGAGGAAACUUUGCUUCAAAUGAUGGAAACCACAAACCCAGAACUGAAUCAAGCAAUACUCAUGGACGCAGAAAGAAUUUUCAUACCAAACAGUGGCUCUGAGUUCUCACAGGACAAUCUGUACAACAAUACAGACAAAUCGAUUGACAUUGCAGCUAUAAAGGACCAACUAAAAUCACCAGAAAUAGAUAUAGACUCAACAGAACAAAUGGAUACAGAACCAAACCAGGAUGGAAGGAUACUAACUGAAUAG